AUGGCAUUUGUGCCCACAUCACCUCAAACCUCUUUGCAUGGCACAUUCACGGCUCGGCCGGCUCAUCGGUGUUCCGUGCAGAGACCCCGUACUGUCCACCGCCAGGCCUUGCGAAUGCAGACAUGGAGCGAUCCAGCGGUAACCCAAGAAUAUUUUGAUUUUCUGAACAAUGUGAAUCAGCGCGAGCUCAUGACCGACUGUACCUCCACUAUCGUUGGCUCCGGCAGAAUCGGAAAUUUUCUGCGUGAACAUGGCACCGGUCAAGAUUUAGUCAUACGGAGAGGCCAAAAAAUCCCAGAAGAUGCCCCUGGCCCGGUUUACCUCUGUACUCGAAACGAUGACCUGGAGGAAAUCAUUGAAAACUGCCCAGAGUCGAAGAAAGACGAUUUGGUCUUCAUUCAGAACGGAAUGCUGGAGAGGAUGCUUCGGAGGCAUGAUAUGUCUGAGAACACCAGGGCCAACCUCUACUUCGCGAUUUCGAAGAUGGAUGCGGACCCUAUCGACGGCAUUACUGAAACCAAUCCAGAGGGACUCACCGCAGUCUGCGGAAAAUGGGAAGGAGCGUUUCAAGAGAGGAUUUUGAAGGCUGGUUUAACAUGCAAAAUCUUGAAAGAGCGAGAUUUCCGCAGAAGCCAGCUUGAGAAGCUUAUCUGGAUUAGCGUCUUCAACUUGAUUGGAGCUGUGCAUGGAAACAUUCCGAUGGGAGAAGUCGCUCAAAUGCAUGAGCGUGAAGUGACAGAACUGUCCAUCGAAUUGGCCCAUAUGAUUCGAUUUACGCUUACCGUUGGCAUGCUCCCCGAUAUUGAAAAACGCAUGUUGGCGUACGGGAGGAGAGUCAAGGAGUUCCCUACUGCUCUCAAAGAGUUCGAGUGGCGAAAUGGGUUCUUUUACAAGUACUCCAUGCUCGCAAGGAAGAACGGCUUCCCAGAUCCAACCCCCAUGCACACGUACGUUCUUGUCUGCUCUUCUUACGCCCGAUGA
Messenger RNA from Chondrus crispus (carragheen), 981 nucleotides. RefSeq lists its product as hypothetical. The record is from RefSeq and is a predicted model, not a curated record. NCBI's taxonomy places the organism in Eukaryota, Rhodophyta, Florideophyceae, Gigartinales, Gigartinaceae. The coding region runs from base 1 to 981 and encodes 326 amino acids. The transcript has a single exon.